Colletotrichum truncatum is the source of this 1704-nucleotide messenger RNA. RefSeq names its product Dicarboxylic amino acid permease 3. Gene Ontology annotation, cellular component: membrane. The record is from RefSeq and is a predicted model, not a curated record. Gene Ontology annotation, molecular function: amino acid transmembrane transporter activity. Gene Ontology annotation, biological process: amino acid transmembrane transport. NCBI's taxonomy places the organism in Eukaryota, Fungi, Ascomycota, Sordariomycetes, Glomerellales, Glomerellaceae.
AUGAGUCCCAGCUCCGAGACCAUUCCAUUUCCCGGCGCCAAGUCGCCCGGCAUCACCGAUGUCACCCGGCACGCCUGGGUUACUUCGGACGACCUCGAGGCCGUCUCGAGUCCCCGUGGAGGUCCGUUUGAACCCCAUGACGAUCACAAUGGCGACUUCGUUACCACCACCGAGAACCGCGACUUGAAGCGCGGCCUCGAGCAGCGCCAUUUGUCCAUGCUGGGUAUCGCUGGUGCUAUCGGAACCGGUCUCUUCCUCGGUCUCGGCGGGGCUAUCCAGACUGGCGGUCCGCUCGGUGCCCUCCUUGGCUACGCCACCAUCGGCCUGAUCGUCUGCGCCGUGCAGUUCGCUCUCGGUGAGGUCUCCGCCUUGCUGCCCGUCACCGGUUCCUUCGUCAGACACUCCGAGUUCCUUGUCGAUCCCGCCCUCGGCUUCGCCAUUGGUUGGAACCUGGUCUACGGUAACAUCCUGUCGAUCCCCUCCGAGAUCACCGCCAUCUGCGUCCUCUUCCAGUUCUGGACCGACCUCAACCCGUCCGUCUUCAUCGUCAUCUUCAUUGUUCUCACCUUCGUCGUCGGCAUCGCCUUCGUCCGUGUUUUCGGUGAGGUCGAGUUCGUCUUCGCCCUCCUCAAGAUUCUCCUCGUCAUUUUCCUCAUCAUCCUGGGUCUCGUCAUCGACCUCGGCGGUGUCCCCGGCACCCCGCGCAUCGGCUUCAGGUACUGGCAGGACCCGGGCCCGUUCGUGGAGCACAUCGCCACGGGUAACUGGGGCAAGUUCCUCGGCUACUGGGGUGUCAUGACGAGCGCCGUCUUCUCCUUUGCCGGUGUCGAGUCGUUGGCCAUGGCCGCCGCUGAGACGCAGAACCCUCGCCGCGCCAUCCCCCGCGCUUGCAAGCGUGUCUUUGCGCGUAUCGUCCUUUUCUACAUGCUCGCUGUCCUGGUUGUCGGUAUGCUCGUCGCCAGCAACGACCCCCGCCUCGACGACGCCUACGGCACCGCCGCGCAGAGCCCCUUCGUCAUCGCCGCUUCCGCUGCCGGUAUUCCCGCCAUCCCCAGCGUCGUCAAUGCUGUCGUCAUCACCUCGGCAUGGUCCGCGUCCAACCAGAGUCUGCUUGCCGGUACUCGUGUCCUGUUCGGUCUCGCUUUGAAGGGCCAGGCUCCCAAGAUCUUCCUCCGCACGACAAGCUGGGGUACCCCGUACGUCUGCGUGCUUCUGUUCACGGCGUUCAUGUUCCUCAGCUUUAUGAGCUUGUCCAACGGUGCUCUGACCGUUUUCUGGUGGCUGGUGGACCUGACUGCGGCCGGCGUUCUGGUUUCUUGGUCGGCCAUCCUGUUGAACCAUAUCCGCCUCAAGACGGCUAUGAAGAAGCAGAACAUUCCGACGAGCAGGUUGCCCUGGAACAACUCUUGGACUAUCUACAGCUCCAGCUUUGCACUUUUCAUGUGCAUCAUCAUCCUCCUCACCAGUGGCUUUGAGGUUUUUACCAAGGGUAACUGGAGCGCCAGUGGCUUCGUCUCUUCCUACCUUGAUAUCCCCUUGGUUCUGGGUGCCUACCUCAUUUACAAGUUCGUCAAGAAGACCAAGGUCGUCUCCCUGGAUAGCAUCCCGCUCCAUGACGCCUUUGAGCAAGCCGAUGCGUUCCCCGAGGAGCCCGAGGAGAAAAAGACCGGUCCCAUUCGCUUUGUGAGCUGGAUCUGGGAGUAA